UCGCUGCUCUUCCUGGGGGUGUUAGCUGCCAUUGGCCUGGGCCUGAACCUCAUCUUCCUCGCUGUUUACCUGGUGUGCACAUGCUGCUGCCGGCGGGACCACACAGCACAGACCAAGCAGCCCAACUCAUGCUGCGUGACCUGGACAGCCGUGGUGGCCGGACUCCUCUGCUGUGCUGCGGUGGGCGUUGGUUUCUACGGAAGCAGUGAGACCAACGAUGGGGUGCAUCAGCUGAUCUAUUCCCUGGACAACGCGAACCACACCUUCUCUGGAAUUGAUGAGCUGGUGUCUGGAAACACCCAGAGGAUGAAAGUGGACCUAGAACAGCACCUGGCCCGGCUCAGUGAGAUCUUUGCUGCUCGGGGCGACUACAUCCAGACCCUGAAGUUCAUGCAGCAGAUGGCGGGUAAUGUUGUCAACCAGCUCUCGGGACUGCCCGUGUGGAGGGACGUCUCUACACAGCUGACUGAGCUGUCCCACCAGACUGCCUAUGUGGAACACUACAGGUGGCUGUCCUACCUCCUUCUCUUUAUCCUGGACCUGGCCAUCUGCCUCAUCACCUGCCUAGGACUGGCCAGGCGCUCCAAGUGUCUCCUAGCCUCCAUGCUGUGCUGUGGAGUGCUGACCCUGAUCCUCAGCUGGGCUUCUCUGGCUGCUGACACUGCUGCAGCGGUGGGCACCAGUGACUUCUGCGUGGCUCCUGACAUCUACAUCUUGAACAACACACGGAGCCAGCUCAGCUCAGAGGUGACCCGCUACUACCUGCAUUGCAGCCAGAGUCUAAGCAGCCCCUUCCAGCAGUCGUUGACCGCCUUCCAGCGCUCACUGACCACCAUGCAGAUCCAAGUCGUAGGCCUGCUGCAGUUUGCCGUGCCCCUCUUCCCUACAGCAGAGAAAGACCUUCUUGGCAUCCAGAUUCUGCUAAACUCCUCUGAGACCAGCCUGCACCAGCUGACUGCCAUGUUGGAUUGCCGAGGACUGCACAAGGACUACCUGGAUGCCCUCACCGGUAUCUGCUAUGAUGGCAUUGAGGGCCUGCUAUUCCUUGGUCUCUUCUCUAUCCUGGCUGCUCUGGCUUUCUCCACCCUGACCUGUGCGGGGCCUCGGGCCUGGAAACACUUUAUCAACAGGGACAGAGACUAUGAUGACAUUGAUGACGAUGACCCUUUCAACCCCCAAGCUCGGCGCAUCGCAGCCCACAACCCGAUGAGGGGGCAGCUGCACAGUUUCUGCAGCUACAGCAGUGGCCUUGGCAGCCAGUGCAGCCUUCAGCCUCCCACCCAGACCAUCUCCAAUGCCCCUGUCUCCGAGUACAUGAACCAGGCCAUACUCUUUGGUGGGAACCCGCGAUACGAGAAUGUGCCACUCAUCGGGAGAGGUUCCCCUCCGCCCACAUACUCUCCCAGCAUGAGGGCCACCUACAUGUCCGUGGCGGAUGAGCACCUGAGACACUACGAGUUCCCAUCCUAGCAACUUUCAGGGUACCUGCCUCCUCCUGCCAGCUUGGUUUUCAGCUGAUGCAGGUCCAGCUGUGUUUCUAUAACAGAAACUGAAAAGUUCCUGGACUGGGAAGGUCCUGUGGCUGCAGAGACACAGCUGGGACACCUGACCAAAGCCACAGGUGGCUUAGAGACCCAUGACUCGACCAGCCUCUCUGGCCAAGCUCUCCAUCCUAGAACUCCAUCAGGACUCAGCUGCUGUCCCAGAACCAGCUACCUGGUUCAGCAACCCUAAGUCCCAUCCUCAGCAGAUGCGAAGUGGCAGUGAGGAGGGGGACCACCAGCCUAAGAGCUCUAUUGUCUCAAGGCCCUGCCUCUUGUUGGCAUGGUCCUAAGGCCAGGCCACACCUUCUAGUUACUCUGUCCUCGCUUCCUAGCAGGUGACAGUUGGAAGUGUUUAGGAAAACACGUGACCCAGGAACCAUGUUCUGAGACCACACAGACUCUGCCUAGGAUAGCAUUAAGAGUACUUCCCAGGGGGCUUGGUGGCUGCAAGCCAGGCACAGCAGCAUAGCAGCCUUGGGCAGGAGCAUGGGAGAAAGCCUGUCACAUUCUGCCUCUCUAACCUCCACCAGGCACGGGUCUCAGCUGUAGGUGGGGACAGUCUCAGGUAUGAACAGAUACUUGGAAAGCAGCUGAACUCUUGUUCCUGGUAUUUUUUAAAGACAUUUUGAUGAUCCAAAGACUCACAGGCACCUCCAAACAGGUUCAGGUCUUAUACCUGUUUCUAUACUUUCUCUCUCUCUUUCUCUCUCUCUCUCUCUCUCUCUCUCUCUCUCUCUCUCUCUCUCUCCUCCCCCCCCCCUCUCUCAUAAGCCAUUUUACAGAUCUGGAGGAGAGGCUGGGGAGUGGAUUGUGGGGUGUUUUUUUGUUUGUUUGUUUUGCUGCAGUCUCAUUAUAUAGCCCUGACUGGCCUUAGCCUAGAUAGAACUCACAGAGAUCCACCUGCCUCUGCCUUCAGAGUACUGGGAUUAAAGGUGUGCCACCACACCAGUCCAGGAGCAGUUUUUUGGCUUUUCCGGACAGGGUUUCUCUGUGUAUCCUUGGCUGUCCUGGAACUCCCUCUGUAGACCAGGCUGGCCUUGAAUUCAGAAAUCCACCUGCCUCUGCCUCCUGAGUGCUGGGAUUAAAGGCAUGCACCAUCAUACCCAGGCCAUCUUUUUAAAUAAAGAUUGGUGAGACAUCCUGUCCCAGGUGGCUGGAGAAGGAUAUCUAGGGCAAUGUAAAGGAAGAGACAUGGUAGCCAAGAAGACCAAGGAGCUUUCUCUAUUCUGAAGAACUGCCAUUUUCUGGCUAGGAGAAAAUAAUGACCCCUGUCCUGCCAGCUGAGGGACCAGGUUAGGCUAUUUGGUGCUUCCAACCUCCUGCCAAUCCAGAGUACAGAACACACUGAAGCCCCCAUGGCCUUGCACACCUAAGCAGGGCCUGUGAUAGUGUAUGACAGGGUUGUUUCUAUCUCAGAAGCCUCAUCAUCAUCACACUGACAGCUCCCAGCCAAACCACCAGGCGCCGGCCUCACUGUGUCUCCUAUAACCCGUGAAUACUGUGAGCCAUCUUUCUGCAUCUGUGUGCUGUGCAAAUCUUGGGCUGACCUCAAGGCACUGCUUCUAAUGUCCCUCUGCAGCAGCUGAAGGACUUUUUAACGCAUGUACAUUAAACUAAAACUCCUCUCGGUUCUACAGGAGUCGGGUGGGCAAACUUCUGCUUGAUACAUUUCACCCUCACCUGAGCCAAGAAAUAAACCAGGUCUCUUAAGAUGUG
Molecule: messenger RNA, 3260 nt
Organism: Cricetulus griseus (Chinese hamster)
Lineage: Eukaryota; Metazoa; Chordata; Mammalia; Rodentia; Cricetidae
Source: RefSeq, a predicted model, not a curated record